CCCCACCCCCCUCUUGGGCACUGGCUCAUCCUCUUCAAAAACUAUCUAGUGGAACGAUACCAUCACUUGUUGCACAUCGAUUGCUAAUAAUUAAAAGAAUUUCCAGUGCCACUGUGAAAGCUCUCGGCAAUCGCUAGUUUUGCACGAUUUUGGACCUGCAGAAACUAUUAGGAGCUUUGAGAAAACACUUUAUGUGAACUUUGUUAUUUGAUGUAAGAUCUGUCUUUCUUUUUAGAUAAAUAACUUGGUCGAUUUUUACCCAUAUUUUUACCAAUCAAUACCAACAUAGUGAAACUACACCCAAUUCCAGAUGCGUCUGAGAAUGUAGUAUCUUUCAAGAACUUUUAAAGUGAGAACGUCUGACUGACACUUGCCCCGGAUGAUUUUAUUUUGAGGGGAAAUAUUCUCGUAUGGAAUUGUUGAUAUAUAAUUUUAAUAUCUUAACUUGAAACAUUAUUAUAUUAUGGAUAAUGCAACAGAAAUACGGCCUGGUUAGUUGUUGAGUAUUUAAAAAUAUAUAUAUAUGUCGUUAUAGCUAUUUAACGUCAGGGGUCUCCGUACCUUAAGUGAAAAAUAAUUGAUACUCUGGAUGAGGCUACAAAAAUACGAUGCGACUAGUUGCUUUUGGGUGUACUUUUAAAAAGGAAUGGAAUGGAUAUAUUUUAACGCCAUGGGUCUGACGUGGUCUUAAAUAAAAAUGUUUCCCUUACGAAGGGAUUAUUCGCGUUUUCUGUUUGUUCUUACGUGCGAACCGGAAGCUGCCAUCUUAGGACCAGCUGAGAGAGAGAGCGAGACUUGUGACCCCCCACACCACCUCCCAGCUGGCUGUAUCCUCGCUUAUUAUUGUUAUUCCUGUGGAAAAUGACUGAUAGGUUAAACUAGGAAAAAAUUAAACUACAAAACUGGUGACAUGAAGAAGUUGGGGCAGCGGAAAGUGCGAGUGAGAUAGAAGAGUGGAAAAGCGUCAAAAUCGACAGGGUCGUCGUCGUCGUAUAAACUCUGAUGUCCAACUCCUCCUCCUCCUCCACCGAGAAUGAGACCCUGCUACUGAAGAACUUGAAGAACGGCCUUAACUGGGGUUCCUGAUCGACUGAAUGAAUGCUGGGGAGGAGGACAACACUUAUCCACAAAGAUGAAGAAGUUGUUCCAGCGGAUAGACCAGAAUAAGGACCAGUCGCACUCCAGCUUCGUCGGGAAGGUGUUCGUGGUGGGUCGGAACACAGUCACUGUCGAGGAUGUUAUCGCUGAGGGUGGAUUUGCACUUGUUUUUCUCGUCAAAGGAAGUGGAGGUGUUCGAUAUGCCCUCAAGCGAAUGUAUGUUAACAACGAACAUGAUUUGGAAGUGGCACGAAAUGAAAUUAACAUUGCAAAAAUGCUUAAUGGGCCACGGACAGUUGUGGGGUAUGUGGAUUCUGGAGUCACACAUGUUGGUGGAGGAGUUUAUGAAGUGCUCCUUCUUAUGACAUUUUGUAGAAAGCAUCUACUACACUUCAUGAAUGACAGGCUCAGCACUGGUUUGACGGAGGCUGAAGUCCUGAAGAUUUUCUGUGAUGUAUGUGAUGCAGUAACAAGACUGCACCACAUGAACCCACCUAUUAUUCAUCGAGAUUUAAAGGUUGAAAAUAUUCUAAUAAGCUCAGAAGGUAGCUAUGUCCUAUGUGAUUUUGGCUCGGCAACUUCAAAAAUUUUGUGUGGCACAACUGAUGGAGUUUCGAAAGUUGAAGAGGAAAUUCAGCGUUAUACCACACUAGCAUAUCGUGCACCAGAAAUGGUGGACUUGUAUUUAGGUAGACCAAUUACUUCAAAAUCUGACAUAUGGGCCUUAGGGUGCUUUUUAUACAAGCUUUGUUUCUUCACACUUCCUUUUGGAGAAAGCCCUCUCGCAAUAACUUCAGGGAAUUUCUCGAUUCCUGACAACGCUAGAUUUUCCAAGCAUCUUCAGUCUCUUAUACGUUAUAUGUUGGAUCCUGACCCAGACCAACGACCAGACAUAUAUCAAGUGUCCAGUAUAGCCUUCAAGUUAGCCGGAAAGGAAUGCCCAAUUAGAAAUGUUAAUAAUGUAACUGUUCCAUCGCUAGACCAGUUAUGUCAGAUGGUCAGUGAUCGGGAACAGCAGUCCUCAGUAAAGAUUAGUAGAGUAGCAACAGGCCCAGUGAUAGAAAGUACGUCUGUUGCUCCUCGGCAACGUCCAAAGGCUUCCCAACAUCCAUCAACAAUUUCCACUGCCGGAGGAGGACUUCCUCUUGGUCUCCCACUUCAAAAUACACAAGCAUUAAAGAGAAAUAUUGCAGCAUCAAAUGAAGGUGGUGCACAACACACAUCCCAGCAACAACAGCCACAGCAGAUGCAACAUCAGCAGCAACCACAACAGUAUAGUCCUAAUACAGCUUUUCCACCAGCUGCAUUGUUUGGUUCUGAUGCAUUCCCACCAGUUCAACAGUCAUUCCCCACUAGUCAGUUUGGGUCAUCAGCUGCUGGAACUACAGCAUCUUCUGGUGCAGCAGGUGCUGGUGGCAGUCAACAUCCUAAUUUAAGCUCUCAGCAGAGUUCCGGAUCGUUGGAGGCAUUUUUUCCAACAUCAGGCUACCCAGAUCCAUUUCGGGAAGGUGAGGGGGACGUCGGUAUGUGUGGUCCUCACUCCAUGAGUAGCAGUGUAGAGGGAUUAUUCCUCCCUCCCUCAGGAAGUAUCGGUAGUGGUCCCCAGUCUCUCUCAUUAAGCCAGGGGUCCAUUGGUGGUGGGGCUGCCAUUGUCCCUGGUGCAACAAGUUCAGUGCCUGGAGGGGUGAGUGGAACUUCAGGGUUGGUCAAGUGUGAGAGUGAUACUGCUGCGCUUAGUCAUCAGCAGCAACAACAGCAGCAGCAGAACCAACCCUCACAGGCAUCUCCCACAUUCCCACAACAUCCACGGGUCCAUCGUAGAAAUGUUUCUGAUACCUCCGCCUUUAACAAAACAUUUGCCAGUGAAACUACACAGUUCUUGGCACCUUUUGAAGCAUCAGUAAGAUCAGCUGAGAAAGAUGAUGUCCCACCAAAUACUGAAGGAUCACAUGAAGGUCUAGUCAGCUCGGAGGUAGACCUUGCAACUGCAGAGGUUCGAGCAUGGAAUCCCUUCAACGACAUGACGCCAUUUAGUCAAAUGUCUGAGGAUCAUAUAUUUGGUGCUGAGUUUGAUAAGAUUCGAAGAGGAUCCCAAAGCAGUAAGCAUAAAUUAGGUAUAUCAAAUGUGAAGAGUCGUGAGAGUCUAGUUAUGUCUGCAGAAGAUGACCCUUUUGGUGCUGCACCAUUCAGUGCCCCUGGUUCCCGUCGACAGAAAAAUUCCAUGAAACCAGGGACAAACAUGCAGAUGAAUAGUACUGAGAAUUUGGUAGCAUCGCCAACUGACCCUGCUUCAGGUGGAGACUCUUCCAGGGAACUGAUUCCAGGUCUUGGAGAAAGAGAGAGGCAUUCAAGUGCAUCAUCUCAUUGUUCCCAAGACUCCCAAGGAAAUGCUGCUGAGCAAGCUUCUGGUGGUCACUCAGCAGUACUUUUUACACGACCUCCCCUUGAGGACAGAUCCAAAUAUGAGAAGUUACAAAAUGCUCACGAUGAAGAGAGUGAAGAGGAAGGAGAUGAUGGAGUCAUCAGCCAACCCAGAGAAAGCCAAAAACAGUCUGUACCCCAGGUACAAGCAAGGAAAGCACUAGAGGGUCACUACCGAAGACGCCGUAAAGAAAAAACUCAUAAAAGCCAUCGCCACCAUUCCAAAGAAAAAGAUGCAGAAGGUGGUAAACCUGAUGGGGUUUUUAUUUGCAGUGUUUCGGAUGAUGAUUCCAUUGGGUCAGCGAGUGAUUUAAAAGCAAGAAUUAAUGAUGAAUAUGAUUAUGAUAACUGUGACAGGGGUGAUAUAUCAGAAACUAUAAGUUCAUCCGUCUAUCAUGCUGAAUGUGAAAGUGUAACAACACAUGAAGAUGAUGCAAGAGUAGAGGGAUGUGAUCCAACCCAGUUGGUUCGUCGUGGCCCAAAGCCAAGCAGAGCAGCUAUGAGAGCUCGUGCAAAAGCUCUCCAAGAGCAAGAAAACAGAAAGUGCCCUCCUGAUAGGUUGUUAGGUCAUGAGUAUGGUGAAAAACCCUUGCUUCAAGAUGAUGAAUUAGAUUCUGGUGAAGAAGAAGGUAAGUUAUCAGAGGAGGAUAAUGAUCACCAAAGUGAGCAUCAACCAGUACACCAGCAGGAUCAAGCCCCUCUCCGGUCAAGUAUUUUUCAAGUCCCUAGACCUUUCAGGAAAACUUCUUUAGAUGAAUCUUAUAAACAAAGAGAACAUUGUGCAGAUGAAGAUGUAUUUGCUUUAGCACCUUUCAAAACCUCCUUAAAAAAAUUCAAUAAAAAAGUAUUCCAUAGUAGAAGUCAACCUUCCAGCAACACUGUUUCUCCAUUAGAAGCAUCAAGUCAACUUGUAACACCACCUAUGGCUAACACAUCCCCAGCACCAGCACACAUGAGCAGUCCUGAAGUAUUAGAGCAAGUUGUUGAACCGAUUAGAUUGCCUGUACAAGCUGACAUUAUAUACGAAGAGUCUCCAAGCGAGGAGUAUCCUAUAUAUGAAAAUGUUGUUAUCAAUCCAAGCAAUAGUACAACUGAAAAUGGGGUAGUAGCUCCUAGGUAUCAUCAUUAUGAAAAUAUUCCAGGGCCUUAUUCAGUCUUAGCUUCCUAUGAUACACCUGCUGUUGUUAAUCCUGUUCCUACAAAAAAUCCUUUUGUCAAUCCUUUCAUUGGUGAUGAACAAGUUGUUUUGCCUACUGAUGCAGUUGAUCCCACACUUCAGUCAUCAAGUUCUUGCAUUAAUGAACAAAAUCACCCCUCUAAUCAACAAAAUAUUGCUCAGCAACCAAAUCAAGGUCUUAUGUCCCAUAGUAUAGAUUCCAUUACACCAACCUCAGUAGUGGGAUCAGUAAGUUCUCCUUCUUUGCAAAAUACAGAUCUUUUUGGUUCAACUCCAUUUAGUGAUGUAACUAUGUCAUCAGCUACACCAGUUGAUACCAAAGAAUUUUCUUCCAUGAAUCAAACAACAGUGAAUGGAAGCAUUGCACAAUUUUCAAAUAAUACCCAGUCUGCAUAUUAUACCCAACCAGUAGAUGUUAAUGCCCAUAUUCCUGUACACACAUCCACACCACGCUCACUGAAAAUUCAGCCAAUGUCUGCAAGUAGAGAGACAUAUUCAACUGAAGUAGAUGAUGCAGACUUGUUUGGUGCUGUGCCUUUUAAACCUGUUAUUGGUCAUCACCAGAGACCAUUUCAGAGUUCUUGUGGUAAGAGUCAGACUUUACCUGCCAAUAUGAAUUCUGUGUUUCAAGCUCAGAUGGCUCAAAUGGCAAAGGAAGGUGGUCAUGAUAAAUUUUUUGGAGAUUUCAAGGCUCCAAAAUCUCUUAGAAAAUCAACUCCCCCUAGUUUCCGUAAACCCAGAACAACCCAUCAGAAAUUGUCCGAUUCGGAUACUUCUAGUGAUGAUGGUGUUGCGAUGGCAAGCAGAAAACCAAAGCACAGAGACAGAAGUAAAGACAGAUUGAAAUAUAAGAAUAUAAGUGAAGAAUUUGAAGAAGAAAAUAUGAUGGUUCUUCCAGUAAAACAAUUUGGGCACUUGAAAAAGGAAAAAAUCAGUAAAAAAGGUAAAAAACAUGAUAAACCUGACAAGAAAGUUGAGAAAACUGAAAAGAAGCCAGAAAAAAAUUCAAGUUUUGAGUCAGCGGGAAUCUCCAACAUGAGCUUUGAAGAUUUUACGUUAGAAGAAAACAGACGUGAAGUUGAAAGAAGCCGUCGAGAAUCAGACAGGAGUCGACAGGAGAUCGAGAAAGUAGAGGAUUCAUUACAAAGCCCUGAAGAAGAUGAUUCAGACUUGAGAAUGACAGGUGGUACUAGAUUUGGUUCAUUAAAACGUGGCAUAAAUCCUUUUUCUAAAUUAGGUCGUUAAUAAUGGUAGUAUGGCAUCGUGCUGUAUAUUCAACAAGAAAUGAUUCCAGGAGUAAGUAGCCUGUGGUGUUUUUCUUCCAUAGAUAUAUAGAUGAUAAAGCUCUAAAUCUCUACUGUAGCUGGAGUGGAAGACUAUUUUAUGUAAAUCUCCAAUCAUAAUAGGUCCUUGACAAUUGUGUGAUAUUGAAACAAUUCUACAAUGUUUUCCUUUGCUCUUGUUAGGCUAAUCUGCUAAUUAUCUAUACUUAUAGCUACUUUUCAUAAAUUUUUUUACUGAGGUGGCAGAAACAUAUCUGGUUUUAAUAUAGAAUUAAAGGGUGUUAAAUAUUGUUCACAGCAUUUUUAUCAUGAUAAUUAGGAUACCGUAUAUUUUAAAAGAGUAUAGGAGUUUUUAUGAAUGUGGGAUGCUUAUGUUUUCUUUGUGGUAAACAGUUUUUUGGGUUGCAUUUGUAAGGUAUUGUUAACAACUUUUUCAAACCUGUUAUGACUGACAGUUUAAAUGUAAAACUGAAAUCACCGCAUAAUAAAUCACAAUGUUUAAUUCUGAACUGUACCAAAUAAGAAACUCAUGUGCUCAGUAUAUUUCUUUACUGUAUUCCAAGAAGUUGUAAAAAGAAUAUAUACAGGAAUAAUGUAUCAAAUAAUAUUAUCAAACAUACAACUUUUCAUGUAAUUCUGCAAAAAAAAUGGAAGGAAAUCAGAAUAAGUGAAAAAUUCAUUUAUUAUGACAUUGGUGUCAUAUACUAGUACAUACUACAUACCCCCAAAGAACUGUUUGGCAUGAAUUGACAGUUUAUAAGCACCCAGUGUAAAGGUGAUGCUGGGUAAUCUUACCUGGGCAUAAUAAGUUUUUGAUAAACAUAAAGCCAAUUUUUUACUGCAGAAUGCCAGUAUUGUUAAGGCAACUACUGGUGUUGUUAUUAGUAAGUAAUAUAAGAAAUCAUUUUUUGCAAUAAUAUACAUAUUGUAACCAUUGUUUUGUUGAAAUGACUGAGAAAAGUCAGAUAUUCCUUCACCAUAUGUGAUAGCUAAGGUUUUUUUUUGCAGUGAAUAUGUAGACAAGAAUUAUUUAUAACUUGAAAUUAUUUAAUCAUAUGACUGGGUUUCAUGAUACUAUUUUAAAGCAUGGAUGAAGCAUUAUUUCUUCACAUGUAAAUUCACUCUUACAGUUCAAGAGCUUUACUUUAAUAGGAGUCGAGUGUUUACGACUCAGACAACAGCUGUUUGGCCACCUUCUCCAUGUUCAAUCAUUUUUUAUUUCUGUAUUGUUGUUACGUAUUUAGAAUCUGCCUUGGUGAAAGAGUUAUUGUCAUUGUUUAGCAUAUGCUACUUAAAAACUCAAGGGAAAUACUUUAGUAAGCAUUAUAUACAUGCAUCGUAGGUGGCUAGAUUCUACAAUCACUGAAAGUCCAUUACUGCUGGUACCUCUCUCAAUCAAGUGCUAAAACCUCAGUAACCCAUGUGAUGAUUGAUGGCAUAGUUAAAAUAUUUAGGAAGUAAUUUAUAAUAUGUAUUCUGUAUUGUGCAAUGAAAACUACUUUCCUUUUAUAGUUAACUUCCUUUACACUCCUGUUUGUAAUACACUAAGGUAAAUCAUUAUACAGUUUCAAGGAGUCCCGGGUAAUGUCUAAACUUCAGAUUGGUAAUUCAUUAAAUUGAGUAUAUGUAUUAAACUUUGCCUUAUAGUAAUGCUCAUAUACCAGAUGUUCUUUGUACAAAGCACUUUCUUUUAGCAGGGCAGUAUUGAAUGUAAAGCAUAUAAUAAAGUAUAAUUGUUUCAAUAUUUUAUUGCGAAUAAAGUGGCUGUGUAAGAUUUUUAUGGAAGUUUAAGCAGUAUUUUUAAAGUAGUUGGGUUUUAUUCCAAGAAAAUUCAGGCAAUACAAACACCAUCGUUUGGAUUUUCAAAAAGCUCCUAAAGUAUGCAAGGAGAUACAGUGUGACUGAAGUUCAGAUAAGGCAGUGUCACUUAAACAUGUUUCCUGGCUUUGUUUUGUAUCUUGCCUCAAACCUUUGCACAAAGUGGCCAACAUCUUCAGUAAAAUUAAAGUCUCACAGGCAUGGACUUGAGAUUCUUUGUCUUACCAAGCAUGCAUGGCUUCAAUUUUGCACCAACAUAGGGAAAAUAUUGACUGCUAGGUGCAAAGCCUGCUGGCAAGAUUCUUCUAAAAGAUGCCAAGAAAUGUUAAUGUGUAAAACUGCCAUAAAAAUAUCUCUUGUUACUGUUAACAGAAAGAUUGUAUUGUCUGAUGGCAGCUAAUGCAAUAUCUUUUUUUUCCAAGGAUAAUAUUUUGUUUAAUAUUUUGUUGAUGUGCUGAAACUGUGCUGAGAUAACCUUAGCAUUUUUAUAACAUUUGAAGUUUAUAUUUUGAAAUUGUGAGAUAUUAGCAUAAUAGCAGGUUGCUUUUAAGUUGUCAUUAACCUGGUGCAUUGUCUGUUAUGUUAGGUUUGAUUUGUAGGGGGAAAUAGAUAUACAGGUUUCUGCAGAAAGUUAUUGAAAAUAGUUUGAUAGUUUAUGCACUGGUAAUUUGUUUGUGACCAAGAUACAGUAUAUUUGAAAUCAACAUUCCAGUAAAGUAUGAAAGACAAGAGACAUUCCAAAGCAAAAUUAAUUUUUAAUGGCAAAUAAUUCUGUCGUCUUAAUCUUGUCUUAAUGCAUGUAUUGGUAGGACAUAUUAAGCAUGUAUUAUUUCCAAGUAAAAACAUAAUGGGUCCAAAAAAUAAUUCAGUGACUUGUUCUAUGAAAAUCAUGAUGCAAGUCUAUAGUAUGUAAUUCAUAUACUAUAGUACUAUACAGUUUUGUUUAUAAACUACAUUGAUGUUAUUUCUUCUGUCCAAGCUUUAAUAUAAAACUCACAGGGAGAAGACAUUCAUCAACGUCUGUCUUUAUUCAAGUGUUAAAAUGUUUUAUCAGUAUUGCUUAAAGUAACAACUUACUACAUAUACAAAUAUCAUUUUGCUUUAGAAUUUUGUUAGUAUUGGUUUAGCAUUUUGCUUCUCUAAAGCUUCAUGCUUUUUGAAAGUAUUUAUGAACAAUUUGUUUUCCAUGAAUUAGGAUCUAUGAGCUGUACUGAUAAGCUUCAGCAGUACAUGUGCAAUAUUUUUCAGUUUCUGUCAUGUGGCCAAUUUCAUAUUUUCUCAUGCUACCAGCAACUGGACUGACUAUGGAAACAAUCUUACCAUUCAUUUUUAUUGAUAUUUUGGUAGAUUGAGUAAUUGUCAGGAAAUGGAAGACUUGGUAGAAUAGAAUAUUGUGUUGGCAAAUGUACAUAUCAAUGCCAUUCUCACCCUUGAACAAGAUCAAAUGUUUCGUAAUGAUUGUGUUUACUUUACUCAGCAACUUUGUCUCAUUAUGCUUCACUUAUUUAUUGAAAACUUUCACUUUACUAUACCUCUUUUUUAAACAUCCAGUCAAUCAUUUUCAUUUAGUUUACAUUGUUUAAUGUCGUUCAUACGAUAUUAAAAAAAUUAAUCUUUUGGUUUUGGCAUGUGCUAUUCAAAUCCUUACUUAUCUGUAUUGUUGCUGAAAUAUCCUUAAUUUGUCCUGUUCUGUAGUCUGUUCAUUUUUAUCUUGAAAUUUCACGUUUUAAACUGUGACCACUUUUGUUUUUAUGUAAGGAAGUUUGGGCUUUGUUUAUUCCAGAUGAAGAUGAGUUGUAUGUUAACCCUGUUAGAUUUUACAGUUAAAAAAAACUCCCAUUUUACUUACUGUAAUAUGCAUUAGUUUUGUAAAGCCAGGGACAGAUUUUUUUUUACAAGUGGAGGAGUGCUUUCACUAACAACUCCUGCUUCUCUGGGAAAUCUUUGCCUUACUUACUGCACUGACUUCACUUUGCGUUUGGUUUGCAUUGCUCUUCAGUCUUUUCCACAUUAUUUUGAUGUCAUGAAUAAAAGUUAGCCAAGUACUUUCCGGUUACAAUUAUCUUCACGUAGUGAUUAACAUUUGAGUGUUUAGAUACUUUGUGCUUUUGUGAGUUUAGUGCAACACUGUAUUUAAAUUUUGUUGAACGCUUUACUUCUUAUGUAUGAGUAUCCAUCUUUUUCUGUAAAUUUUGGAAGUAUAAGAACAAAGCAUUUGUAUGACCCUUUUGAGAGUAAAGAUAUUUUGGCUUAGUGAUCUGGUUAAAUUGUUGAACUAACUUUUGUUUUUAUAGUUUUAGUUCUUAUUUUGUUAACUAGUUUAUUGUAAUUUAAUAUUAUAUCUGAUUUUAUGGACUUGUAGUAAUUAUAAAUGUUCUGAUGUAUUUUUUGAUAGCAAACCCUUCAUGUCAGCCCUAUGAGAGUUUCUAAUUACAUUAUUUCUAAUGUUUUUGAUUUCAAGGAAGCAACUGCUUUGCAUAUAUGUAGCUCAUGGCCGGAGUAUUCUGUCUGACUUCCUUGUUAACUGUGAGAGUAGGAGCUAGAGGCAAAUUUUUGAGGGGACUAGUAUUUGCAUUCCAGUUUGUUGAAGAACACCUUCCAAGUUGGCCUAUCCAUGGAGAAUCCUUUUCAGGUUUCCUUGCCCAGUUAGAAAAACUGGUCAGCUUGUAGUCUCUGGUUGCUCUAAUCCAGAUUCCAUCAAAUUAGAGAUGCUAUAAAAUUUUAGGGCUGUGAUAUUAAAAACAAUGGAUUUAUAUACUAUAUGAAAAGCAAGGACAGCAUCAGAGGCCCAAGAGAUGAUAAUGAGAACACUUGAAGUUGCUUGCCAAAGAAUUCCCUUCAGAAACAUUCUGAAGUGAGAAUUUGUCGUCAUCUAUUAAGGAGCAUUCAGAUGGACAUUAAUCACAUAUGGAGCUAUGUAAUGUGACUGAUACAUGACCAUAAUGAGACAAGAACCACAGUCAGAACCAUCAUAAUCAAAUCCACCUUAACCAAAGUGAAAAAGGCAGAAUUUGUGUUCAAGAGCAAUAGAGACAAAAGAGAGAGGACUGGAUUCGCAGGCACAGUGUAUACAGCUGAGAUCAACUUGUCCAAGUGGGAGACUUCAUGGAUUAUGUUCAAAUGUUCAAAAACAAUAUAACUAAAAGAGAGGAGACCAGAUUUACAGUCAAGCUGUUAAGAUUGAAAUACACAAAACUGAUGCAGAAAAAUGUCAGUUUUGAUCAACUUGACUGGGAAGGAAACUAAGGCCAAAGAUAGGCUAACAGGGUCUGGAUUUGCAUAGUUAGAAGUGUGAGACAGGGUUGAGAUCAGGACUGAUAUGAUUGAGAAUGAUAAGUACUAUACAGAGACUGUGAUUAUUAACUGUACACAGAUGCAACCAAGAGAUUAUCUGUGAGCUUUGAAAGGGGUGCCACAACUAUUGGAACAUGCAACUUAGUUGUAGAUCAAGUAAAUAUUUUUGUAUAGGUUACUUUGCACUAAGUCAGGAUUAUCUUUAUAGGUCUUAUUGAAGAGCAAUGUUUUUUGUUACUCAAGGUAUUGUAAUAAAUAAUUGUGGUUGCAAUCUAUUACAAAAGAUGUCAUACCUCACAAAAUGGACACAGUGAGGAAAGCUGUUGAAGGUAGGUGGAAGAAUAGUUAUCUUUAUAAUCAUACUAGUAUAUGUCUUUCUUGAACAUAGUGAUGCAAACAUAAAUCGGUCUUUGGUGGUUUCUUCUUAAUUUUAUGAUGAGUAAGUCUGAGUCAUCUUUUCAAUAUACAUGAGCAGUUCUGGAGGUACCAUGGAUAUAAUUAAGCUUCAAGUACUUAAUCCCAACUUUACAACAUUGCCAAUCGUUGAAAUGAGACGUGGAACUUUUAACAAAUACUGAGUUGGCAUACAUGAGGUAAGAAAUUUGCGGGCAUAAAAAUGUGUAAAUAAAUUUUGUUAAGUGCUGAACAAAUCAUAUCUAUUUGUAGUAUGUACCAUCUUUCCACCCCUUCUAAUUGAUGUUCACUUAUACACAUAUGCUGCUGUCAGCUUUCCAGAGUGAUAAGUUAAAACAGCAUGCCAAGUGAGGCAGGUCAUCUCACUUAGCAUGAUUACUACUUUGCUUGCCUGUUCUUUAGCACUCCAAAUGUUAUAGUUGAAGUAAAAUGAGACAUGAAAAUUACUCUUUAAUUUUGUUUUUAUUAGGAACUUAUUCUCUUUUGGUUUUAGUAUGAUGGUACAGUGAUAUGGCUGUUAAUAUGUAAAGUCAGAUGUUAUGAUGAGUUCUAAUUGUUAGUGCUAUUGUUUGCAAGUGCAUCUAGUAGAAAGACUAGCCUGUAUUCUGUAAUCAGUAUUAAACAUUCUUAUUAAUUUGAUAUUAGAGUUUGUAUUAUGAAUUAAACUGACUUAUAAUAAGAAUCAUGAUUUUCUAAUUAAAUUCACAUAUGAGGUUCAUAUAUCCAUAUUUUUCAAGUACCUGGUAUAUAACUCUGGUAUAUGCUGGUUAACAGGCUAUGACCAUAGCCAGCAUAGUUGAAAUAAUUUGGAUACAAGAUGAAAGAAAUUUCAUUAGCAUUUCUUGACUAUUACUUUGUUUCAUGAGACUUAUGACAAGAGUUAGGGCCUUAACUUAUCUGGUUAAACUAUUUAAAAUUGGUCAUUAGGUUUAAAUCAGCCAUUGUCAAGUACUCUACAUGUUUACUUGAUGAAUGUUUAUUUGAAAAGUGUGUCUUGUGUUUUAUAUAUUUUGUCCAGUUUAUGGACAAAUAAUUAUGGCUGGGCUCUACAUUCAGUAAUUUUCUGUUUAGACUUUCAGUGGAAUUGUGAAUUAUCCGAUUCAUAAUCCUAUUGGUUAAUAUACUUAUAUAAUUACAGCAGCAGAACAUUGGUUAUUGUUUGCACUACAACCACACAUCAUAAGUGCAUGCCCAAAUCAAGCAGCUGCAGCUGUAGUCUCGCAGAUUGAAGGCCUUGAAUAAAUCAUUAGUACUUUAUUGUACUUAAUCCUAGUAUACUAUAUAUGCACA
Macrobrachium nipponense is the source of this 12795-nucleotide messenger RNA. RefSeq lists its product as uncharacterized. Gene Ontology annotation, molecular function: AP-2 adaptor complex binding; protein serine/threonine kinase activity; ATP binding. The record is from RefSeq and is a predicted model, not a curated record. The transcript has 16 exons. Bases 1133 to 5941 code for a protein of 1602 amino acids. Lineage: Eukaryota; Metazoa; Arthropoda; Malacostraca; Decapoda; Palaemonidae. Gene Ontology annotation, cellular component: cytoplasm. Gene Ontology annotation, biological process: protein phosphorylation; positive regulation of Notch signaling pathway; regulation of clathrin-dependent endocytosis.